Messenger RNA from Bufo bufo (common toad), 2723 nucleotides. RefSeq names its product solute carrier family 16 member 14 (gene SLC16A14). The coding region runs from base 309 to 1820 and encodes 503 amino acids. The transcript is spliced from 6 exons. Gene Ontology annotation, biological process: monocarboxylic acid transport; transmembrane transport. Lineage: Eukaryota; Metazoa; Chordata; Amphibia; Anura; Bufonidae. The record is from RefSeq and is a predicted model, not a curated record. Gene Ontology annotation, molecular function: monocarboxylic acid transmembrane transporter activity.
CCCGGGAGCAGAGCGGUAAUAACCGGGGAUGAGGCCGGACCUGGAGGGUGAGCCGAGGCUGCCGCUGCCUCCGCUGGGCGGCCGGGGAUGCACCGGGGAUCAUGGUGUCAGCAACUUGUUCGUGGAGAAGGAGGUUCUGAGGGUCCAGAAUGGGCAUCUGUACAGCCAGGAGCAGGUACAUGGAGGGCAGUGUGGUGAUGGCACUGUGUAUACGAUUCCCUGCUUGAACAAUGGUCCCUAAAACAACUGGGGUGUUUUAACCUGUGAAUGUGUCAGUCACAUGGGUGAUACAGAGGCAAAUAGCCAAGAUGUGCAGUGAAGGAGCAGAAAUAGAGAAAAAGCUUGACAGGAAGAUGAAAGGCAGAACAGACAAGCCAAAAGUGGACCCCAACAUUGAUGGGGGAUGGGCAUGGAUGGUUGUACUGUCCUCAUUCCUUGUCCACCUUUUGGUUAUGGGAUCCCAGAUGGCACUUGGAAUACUUAACAUGGAGUGGCUUGAAGAGUUCAAUCAAAGCAGAGGUCUGACAGCAUGGGUCAGCUCCCUAACAAUGGGCAUUACUCUGAUUGUAGGUCCAUUUAUUGGCUUGUUCAUUAACACAUGUGGAUGUCGGAAAACUGCAAUAAUUGGGGGGUUCCUCACGUCUCUCGGCUGGGUACUAAGCGCAUUUGCCACCAAUGUGCACUUCCUAUUCUUUACAUUUGGGGUGACAGCAGGUAUUGGAAGUGGAAUGGUAUAUCUACCUGCGGUGGUGAUGGUGGGUCAGUAUUUUCAAAAGCGCCGUGCUCUAGCACAAGGACUUGGUACCACAGGUACUGGGUUUGGGACAUUCCUUAUCACCGUGCUCUUGAAGUACUUGUGUGCAGAGUUUGGCUGGAGAAAUGCCAUGAUAAUUCAGGGAGCAGUCACCCUCAACCUGUGUGUAUGUGGAGCGCUCAUGAGGCCUCUAGAGUCCAGAGUGCAAUGCAGUGUGGAGACCACAAGUGAUCACCAAGAGAAGAAGGAAGCCUCACUGCUAGAUGCUGUGAAACCCAAUGACGAGGAUGGAGAGUGCAGAACGGAUACUGCAGCUUCAUGGGGCAAGGAGGACACAAAUCACGAGAUGGUCAUAAAGAAGACAAGCAGACUUGGAAUCCUGAAGUCCUUGACUCGAAUAACUGUGUCCAUCAAGUCCGGCUUUAGGACCUGGUAUUCUAGUUACUUUGGGGCAGCCUCACUUUUCACUAACAAGGUGUUUGUAGCAUUUGUCUUAUGGGCUCUGCUGGCCUACUGCAGCUUCGUCAUUCCAUUUAUACACCUCCCAGAGAUCGUGGAGCUGUACGGUAUGUCUGAACAGAACAACAUAUUUCCUUUGACCUCAGUUAUUGCUAUUGUGCAUAUUUUUGGAAAGAUUAUCUUAGGUUUUCUCGGAGACCUGUCCUGUGUCAGUGCCUGGAAUCUCUUCAUUGCUUCCAAUUUUACCUUCGGUAUCUGCAUCCUAAUUCUUCCUCUUAUGCAAAUAUAUGCCGCCCUGGCUGUGGUCUGUGCACUUAUAGGGUUCUCAAGUGGCUACUUCUCUCUCAUGCCUGUUGUGACUGAAGAUUUGGUGGGCAUCAAGCAACUGGCAAAUGCCUAUGGGAUCAUCAUUUGUGCCAAUGGGAUAUCAGCCCUUUUGGGGCCUCCAUUUGCAGGCUGGAUUUUUGACAUCACACAGAAAUACGACUACUCUUUCUAUGUGUGUGGCUUGCUUUACAUGUUGGGAAUUAUCUGUUUGCUGCUGGAGCCUUGUCUACAACCAAAGGAGAAAAAUCGUGAAAAACCAGUUGAGAACCGCGAAGUCUGAAAGUCAAGUCAGCGACUUCUAUUGUCGAUGAUGCUACUGCAAGUCAAACGGGAAAACAACGGGAAACCUACGAGACCAAUGCCCCUGAUACCUAUAGUUCUAAGAGUUGCCAUAUUAUGUCUUCUUGGUUUUAGAUGGUAUGAUGACGUAAUUGAAAUGUUCAGUGCACUUAUAAACUCUGUCUACUCAGAAACCACUUACUAUAUGCAGAUAUUCGCAGUCUUAGCCAAAUCUCAGAGAACUGUAAGAUCCUCCCUGAAUCCACAGGGAGCAGAUCACAGGGUGGAAGGACCAAUGUGGGUAUUUAUGAUUCGGAUAAGUUUGGGUGAUCCAAUGUGGGGUACAGAGAAUUACUGUUUGCAAAACUUAUUUUUCUAAGAUAAUAGGCACAUUUUUACUAAUAAGAUAUUGCCUCACUGUAUUUAUUGGCGGUUAUUAUGAAGCUCAUUCCACAAUAUAACUGGACGCCACUGCUGACUAUAUUAGACAGCUUACAAGUUCUGCUGAGCAUGUAUCGAACAGAGAUGCACAGUGGGAAAAUAACACAAAGCAUAAAUCAGCUCUUACACUGUAAACCUAAUGAUAAGUAAGUCAUUUUUCUUUAUUUAUUUUUUAUUGAUUUUGAGUUACACCAUGUCUUUUUCCCUAUUCCGAUAAUAUAUAGUGGCUUCCUUCAAAAUCAUGUUGCUUGCUCUUGGCAACUGACAGCAGUUUAUCUAUACAUUGUUGUCAGGCAUAUAACCUAACAGCUCUGUGUGACUGUGCCUAAUGUACCCUGGAAACAUCAGUGAUUAUCUUUGUAUCUGAACAGAGAAGAAAGCAUCAUGUCAGUAACAUCUCAUGUAUCCGGAUAAAAGAAAUUUCAGAAUUCUGUAAAAUCCAAAUCUUUAUUGUAAAUCCCAA